AUAGGCGAACUUUUAUCAAAUUUUGGUGUUGAUCAAAUAUGUGCAGCAAAAUCUUCAAAUGGAAAUUGGUGCCGGGCACGUAUAGUUUCAACACUUAAAAAAACAGUGGAGCUGUUUUUUAUAGAUUAUGGUUACACAGAAAUACGUGAAAGAAACUCUGUUAAAAAGCUGGAUAAACAAUUUUAUGUUAAUAAAUCCUCGUAUGGAAUAGAAAUAAACCUACCAGUUAAAUUAUCAGAAACGAUAAGUGAUGCAAAAAAGAAUGAGUGCUUGAUUAAAAUGCAAGAUAUAUUAUUGAAUAAAAUAAUAAGUUUUGAACCUAUCGAGAUCCGAAAAAAUCGACUAAUUGCGCAAUUAAUUUUAGAAGAGAAGUCAGUAAUAGAAAUUUUGAAAUCUCUCCAAUUGAUUGAAGCAGAAAGUUUGGAAUAUGUUCAGAAUUUAAUUAAUAAGGAAAAAUCAAACAAAUUUAUUUAUAUAGAAACAGUUGAUUUGACACAAGAUGAAUCAGAUACUGAUGGAGCAAGUUCAGAAAAGAAAACUGUACAAUCUGUGCGAGAACCAGAAGCAAUUAAGAUGACUAAAAAUAUAAAUUUAACUAAAGGUUGUGAUACUAUUACAAGAACUCUAUUUAAUCCAGUUGAAGAUGUGGUACCGAAUGAACCAUUAUAUAUACCAAAUAAAGUCUUGUAUACCAUAAAACAAGAUUCAAUUAGUAAGAAACCAGAAAUAAAUAUUAAACCAAAAAAUAAUCCCUAUGAAAAUAUGGAGCAGGGACAACUUGCUCACUGUGAUAAUCCUACGCAAUUUUAUAUACAUCCAAAAUGCAAUCUUGAAACACUGCGAAACUUACAGGAGAAUUUACAAAUUAUAUCAGCAUCUUUACCACCAUUAAUGCGUAUAAUGGAUGGCGCGAAUUGUAUUUCAUUUUACUCAGUGAACAAACAAUAUUAUAGAGCAAAAAUAAUUGAUUCUGAACUAAUGGUAAUUAAGUUUAUUGACUAUGGUAACUCUGAUUGUGUUACUGACACAACUGAUGUUAAAGAAAUGAGUGUAUUUCCCGAUAUGGAUCCACUUUGUAUUCCAUGUGCUUUACCAAUAAAACCAAAAGGAACAACAGAUUGGGUUGACGCAGCUAACUCUAUUUUUAAUGAUUCCUAUAAUAAGUUAAUAUAUUAUAAGUUUUUAACUCACGGACAUGAAAAAAAUAGUCGAUAUAUUGAUCUAUAUAUAGAUGAUGUAAACGUCGCCGAAAAACUUAUAGAAGUUGGUUAUGCUGUUCCGUUGGUAGUUGUAACAUCAAAAGAGUUAUGCUAUAUAUCGCAUAUAAAUAAUAUAUCAGAUUUUUAUAUACAAUAUGCAAAAGAUCGUAAAACUUUGGAACUGAUUGAAAUGUUCUUGGCUGAUUAUACAGCUUUGCUAGAAGUAGAAACAUUUGAGAGGGAUAAAAUUGUAGCUGCGCUCUUUCCAGAAGAUGGAAUGUGGUAUAGAGCCAAACUGUUGGAAGAAACUGCUGAUAAAAGCUAUAAGGUGUUGUUUAUUGAUUAUGGAAAUACGUGCAUUACACCACAGUGUCGUAUUGUAUCAGAUACAGUUUCGAAAGUACCAUCGUUAUCAAUAAAAUGUUCUUUGCUAUCUGAUAAUAGUUUUAUUUGCUCUGAAGCCACUGAACAAAAGUUUGCAGAUUUAAUUACUAUCGGUCAGAAUGAAUUUACAAUCGAAUUAAUUGAGCCUGCAGUUGAUCACGCUAAAGUUAAUUUGUUUGCAGGCGACCGGAAUAUAAAGGAGGAACUCGAAAUAUUUGACAAGCAGAAUAAUUUAUCGGGAUUAGAAUCAAACGCUGCAUUAAGCACAAGACGUGUGUCACGUGAGUGUGUCACACUUGCAGAUCCGACUAACUCCGAUAUCGGUGAAACUAAUGUACAUAAAAACACUGAAUGUUAUCCACAACCAUAUGCCACCCCUAAAAUUUCCAAUGAUCUUGAGCCAAGUAACUGUCUUUUAAAUCCGAUUAGUAUGGCUGGAACCGUAUCACAUAUAAAUUCAAUUUAUAGUUUUUAUGUACAAACCAAUGAGAAUUUUCUACGGGUUAAAGAAAUGUCAGAAAAUCUUAAAUUAUUAGCAAGGGAUUCAAUGCAGGUACUAGAAAUUGGCGAACUGUGUGCAGCCUAUUACGAUAAGAAUAACACAUUACGUCGUGCGCGUAUUUUGGAAAUCUUACCCAAUUCUGAAUACAGAGCACGCGUACAGUUUAUUGAUUACGGUAAUUGCGCUGAGAGCAGUGAUAUUCGAAAUCUCCCACAACGAUUUAAGCAAUUUCAAGAAUUAUGUAUGCAUUGUAAAUUGAAUAAUGCAGAUUUGUUGCAAAAUGUUAAUAAUUCGGCAGAUAAAAUGUUUAAAAACCUAACUAAGGCGUGUAAUAGGAAUGUCAAAAUUGAAUUUUCCAAUGCAGACGAUAGGCCAAUUGCAGUCCAAAUUUACUCAGCCGAAACUGAUGACAAUUUAAAUAGCCAAUUGGAAGGAAUAUUAAAUAAAUCGCAAAAAUUUAUCGAACAAACAGCAAAACCUAUUGAUGCAGAACAAAAAGUGGUCCGCACUAUUACCAAAGCUGAGUCAACAUGCCACAUUACACACGUAGAAUCGGCAACAAGCUUUUAUAUUCAGCUGGCAUCAAGCGCAUCGUAUUUAGAACUAAUAACGGCACGUCUUGAAAAAUCUAUUGCUGAUAAAUAUGACCUUGUUACUGUGCUUGAGAAUGGAAAAAUUUGCUGUGCUUUUAUAGCAGAAGACGAUUUAUACUAUCGUGUUAAAAUUGCAUCUAUUUCUUCUGAAAAUAUCAGAAUAUUUCUAAUUGAUUAUGGCUACCACAUGACUGUAACACAACUACGCGAAUUACCUAGCGAAAUAGUUGUAAUCCCUCCAUUAGCGUUGCAUUGUACAUUAAAUGUAUUACCAGAAGCACCAACCAAACAAAUUGACAAAUGCUUCCAUUCACUUGUCGAACAACAUUUUGGCGAUUUUUUUCAGAUUGGUGCAAAUAAAAAGGAUGAGACGACAGGCAAGCAUGUGGUUAAGCUACAAACCAAUUAUAAGGAUUUAGCAGAUGAGUUAGCAGAAUUAGUUAGCUACAGUGAUGAAAAUAUGAAAGCAGUAUCUACGAUGCCUGUACUACACGAAUGCAUCGUUAUAUUCGUGAAUUCCAUAAAUUCAUUUUACAUACAACUUAAAAAAGAUAUACCAGCAAUACAACGUAUUACUGAGAAGUUGGCUUUUGCGGAAAAAGAAUUCAAACUAAUAACUGAAUUGAAAGUUGGUAUGAUUUGUGCGGCGUUGUUCCCUGGUGAUUUAUCCUAUUAUCGUGCCAAAAUUGUAAAAGUGCUCGAGAACGGCAAGUGUGAAGUACAUUAUUUAGAUUUCGGAAAUAAUGCCGAAUGCGAGACAUGCUACGCUUUACCUGAAAGUUUAAUUGAAGAACAACGCUAUAGUAAGCAUUGCAGUCUCGAUGAAGAUUUUACUGCGAGGGAUGAAGUUAGUACAGAGUUUCAAAACUUUGUUACGUCUAACUUCAGUCAAACAUUCCAAGUGGAGUUUCUGAAGACAACAGAAGAUCCAUAUAUAUGUCGGAUGUUCUUCCAAAAAAAAAUUUUGGCUGCAGAGUUGUUGAAGCUUAUCAACAAUGAACGAAAUAAUGAAAAUAUUGGACCAAAAGUAGCAGACACCGCUACAAUCCGUCCAAACGUCUAGAAGAACUGCUUUAAAUGUGAACAACUAGAAGUAAAGCAAGAUUUAGCUAACUUAAAAUAUUAAAUUUUAUUUAUAUGUAGUAUAUUAUAUACUAAUCAAAUUAUGUUUUAAGCUAAAUCUUAAUAA
This is a messenger RNA of Teleopsis dalmanni, 3867 nucleotides long. Its product is annotated as maternal protein tudor-like. The record is from RefSeq and is a predicted model, not a curated record. Gene Ontology annotation, biological process: spermatogenesis. NCBI's taxonomy places the organism in Eukaryota, Metazoa, Arthropoda, Insecta, Diptera, Diopsidae. The transcript has a single exon. The annotation marks the transcript as partial.